AUGCACUGGGGUGUUGGUCUAGUCUCCUCCAGGUCUUGUGUGGUUGAUCUGAGCCGCAACCAGAGCUUCUCCCUGUGCUGGUGUAUAGGCUCAGAGGACAACUACUCCUUUUAUGGGGACAUCGUCGCUUUCCCAUUGCAGGAUUACGGUGGCGUUAUGUCAGGGCUUGGAUCUGACUCCUGGUGGAAGAAAACCCUCUACCUAACUGGAGGAGCCCUGCUGGCUGCUGCUGCUUACCUCCUCCAUGAGCUGCUGGCAAUCAGAAAAGAGCAAGAAGUUGACUCCAAAGAUGCAAUCAUAUUACACCAGUUCUCUCGGCCAAACAACGGUGUACCUAGCUUAUCUCCGUUCUGCCUGAAGAUGGAAACUUACCUUAGAAUGGCUGACUUACCAUAUCAGAAUUACUUUGAUGGGAAGCUGUCACCUCAGGGGAAAAUGCCUUGGAUAGAAUACAACCAUACAAGAGUUUCUGGCACUGAGUUUAUUAUUGACUUUUUAGAGGAAAAACUUGGAAUCAACUUGAACAAAAACCUCAAUCCACAUGAAAGGGCUGUUUCCAGAGCAGUCACUAAAAUGGUUGAGGAGCAUUUCUACUGGACCUUAGCCUAUUGCCAAUGGGUGGACAAUCUACAUGAGACUCAGAAAAUGAUCUCCAUUCCUGGACCACUUAGUGACUUGUUGAAGUGGAUUUUGUGCCAUCUGACAAAGGGCAUUGUAAAACGUGAAAUGUAUGGACAGGGUAUUGGACGCUUCUCAGAAGAAGAGAUUUAUAGGUUAAUGGAGAAAGACAUGAGAUCGCUAGCUGGACUUUUAGGUGAUAAAAAGUACCUUAUGGGACCAAAGUUUUCAACCUUAGAUGCUACUGUUUUUGGACAUUUGGCUCAGGCAAUGUGGACCUUGCCAGGAACAAGACCAGAGAGGCUGAUCAAAGGGGAACUUAUCAAUCUUGCCAUGUACUGUGAAAGAAUAAGAAGGAAAUUCUGGCCAGAGUGGCACGAUGACAAUGACAACUCACUAUAUGAAACCGAUGACAGCGGUGAAGACAGCAAGACACAUACUCCCCUGCAAGACUUCAGCUUUUAUUCAAGGACAGGGACUUUUGAUGACGAAGGGACAGAAAACAGCAUUUCUCAAACGCCAGAUACUGAUUUUACAGGACAUUCCUUGUUUGACUCAGACUUGGAAAUGGAUGAAUUUACAGAUCAUGAGCAGUGCAAGUGA
This is a messenger RNA of Bufo gargarizans (Asiatic toad), 1221 nucleotides long. RefSeq names its product failed axon connections homolog, metaxin like GST domain containing (gene FAXC). The coding region runs from base 1 to 1221 and encodes 406 amino acids. The transcript is spliced from 6 exons. Gene Ontology annotation, cellular component: cytoplasm. The record is from RefSeq and is a predicted model, not a curated record. Lineage: Eukaryota; Metazoa; Chordata; Amphibia; Anura; Bufonidae.